This is a messenger RNA of Phalaenopsis equestris, 390 nucleotides long. RefSeq lists its product as uncharacterized. The transcript has a single exon. The annotation marks the transcript as partial. NCBI's taxonomy places the organism in Eukaryota, Viridiplantae, Streptophyta, Magnoliopsida, Asparagales, Orchidaceae. The record is from RefSeq and is a predicted model, not a curated record.
AUCAAGUACCUGCCAUCAAUGGUGGAUAUGAGCUUCAAACAGAGAUAUGUUUACAUAGAUGUUGGUGCCCGCAGCUAUGGUUCCAGCAUUGGUAGUUGGUUCAAGAAGCAGUACCCUAAGCAAAACAAGACCUUCGAGAUUUAUGCAAUUGAGGCUGAUAGAGCUUUCCAUGGAGAGUAUGCAUCCAAGAAAGGGAUUAAGUUGCUACCAUUUGCAGCUUGGGUUCGAAAUGAGUCCAUUUCUUUUGAGGUAAACCAUGAUCAGGACCCAAAGAGUGAUGAGAGAGGAAGUGGAAUAGGCAGAACCCGAGCUGCUGGAGCUUCUUCAAAUGACCUCUCCUCUGGCCACUUGCAUAUGAUUCAAGGUUUUGAUUUUGCUGAGUGGCUGAAG